AUGGAGUGUGGAAAGAGCUUCAGAAAACCAUAUGAAUGCAUGGAGUGUGGAAAGUGCUUCGCUCAAAAUGCGUCCCUUAUGCGUCAUAAAAGGAUCCACACAGGGGAGAAGCCAUAUAAAUGCAUGGAGUGUGAGAAGAGUUUCUCUAAAAAUACAACCCUUAUGAUUCAUAAAAGGAUCCACACAGGGGAGAAGCCAUAUAAAUGCAUGGAGUGUGGAAAGAGCUUUCGUGGUAGGAGUGAACUUACUUCCCAUAAAAGGAUCCACACGGGGGAGAAACCAUAUAAAUGCAUGGAGUGUGGAAAGAGCUUUACUUACAGCAGUCAUCUUAUUUCCCAUAACAGGAUCCACACAGGGGAGAAGCCAUAUAAAUGCUUGGAGUGUGGAAAGAGCUUCUCUCAAAAUGCAUCCCUUAUGAGUCAUAAAAGGAUCCACACAGGGGAGAAGCCAUAUAAAUGCCUGGAGUGUGGAAAGAGCUUCUCUCAAAAUGCAUCCCUUAUGAGUCAUAAAAGAAUCCACACGGGGGAGAAACCAUAUAAAUGCCUGGAGUGUGGAAAGAGCUUCUCUCAAAAUGCAUCCCUUAUGAGUCAUAAAAGAAUCCACACGGGGGAGAAACCA
This is a messenger RNA of Python bivittatus (Burmese python), 618 nucleotides long. The record is from RefSeq and is a predicted model, not a curated record. NCBI's taxonomy places the organism in Eukaryota, Metazoa, Chordata, Lepidosauria, Squamata, Pythonidae.